UUUAGACUUGAUUGUUCAAGCUAAAUCUGGAACAGGGAAAACGUGCGUCUUCAGUGUUAUAGCUCUCGAGGGAAUAGACCUCAGCAAUCCAUCCACCCAAGUUCUGGUUCUAGCUCCAACAAGAGAGAUUGCAGUCCAGAUUCAAGAUACUAUCCGAGCUAUAGGAUGUGAGAUGAAGGGACUAUGUUGUCAUGUGUUUAUUGGAGGUACUCUAUUCGGACCAGACAGGCAGAAGUUGAAGAAAUGCCACAUAGCUGUUGGUACACCAGAUAUGCAUCGUGUUCAUCAUAACAACUACUAACAUAGGCGGAUCCAGAGGGUUCGAGGGCCCCUCCCCCUAUUGACGGAGCAAAUAAAUUGGGAAAAACGGGGAAAGAAAGAAAAAAAGAAGGGGAAAGAUAGGAGAAAAAAAGAAGACGAAACAUAAAAGGAGGAAGACGAGUGAAUAAAAUAAGGUAUCUCGAUUCUAAAAAAAAAAUUAAGGCCUAUGCCAACGCUGUGCUCUCGCAUUUUGGUCGUAUUAAACAACUGAUUGAGUAUGAAGUUUUGAAGACUGGAACCAUCAGGCUUUUCAUAUUAGAUGAAGCUGACAAACUUCUUGAUAAUACAUUUCAGGAGCAGGUCAAUUGGGUGUACAACCACCUUUCUGAUAACAAACAAAUGUUAGCACUCUCUGCAACAUACCCAGAGUACCUUGCCAGUCAUCUCACAAAGUACAUGAGAGAACCCAUGUUUGUUAGACUUAAUCCAAAGGACCUUGCACUAAGAGGCAUCAAGCAACUAUAUGUGGAAUUACCAGGACACUCUCUUCCUAAUAAGGCAUUUGAAAUCAAGGUUAUUAAACUACUGAAAAUCCUGACUCAAGUAUCCUUCACUCAAUGUCUCAUCUUUUCCAACCUUCAGACAAGGGCUCAGAAUCUGUGUGACAUACUCUGUGAUAGUGGAUGGCCAAGUGAAUGUAUAUCAGGAGCUCAUGAGCAGUCUCAACGAUUACUUGCUAUGGCUAGGCUUAAGAAAUUCCAGUGCAGGAUCCUUAUAUCUACAGAUCUAACUGCAAGAGGUAUUGAUGCUGAGAACGUCAACCUAAUCAUCAAUCUGGACAUUCCAGCUGACACCAAGACGUACCUUCAUCGCAUUGGCAGAGCAGGGCGCUUUGGAACUCAUGGUGCUGCCAUUAGUCUUGCUUCCAAGGGUAGAGAGAUUGAACUUCUCAGGAACAUUCAACGUCAGUGUAGAGUCAAAAUGACAGAACUACCUGAUCCUGCCCCAUCUGAUUUGUUGAAGCAGGAACUUAACUUGACUGGAUUUCAACAGGUUUCCAUUACACCAGAGUCUCUUGACCCAGCAAAUGAGGAAGAUUCUACAACAGAUAUCCCCACAUUUAGUCGAGAAAACAAUAUUCAAGAUAAAGAAGACACCAUACCAACUUUAACUUCAAAUGGGGUGGUUGAUGAAUAUUGUUCACACCAGGUGGGUAUCAAUGGGAGUCUUUCCAAGAUGAAAGCUGAUUCUGACACUUUAAUAGAUGGGAAACCAACAAAGAUUGUAGACAGUACAGAGGACAUGAAAGCUACAUGUAUACCAAAGAGAAGAGUUAAGGAACCACAAACUGUAGAUGCAUGUAUUCAAACUUCACAGGAAGAUGUAGUGCAACUGAAGUCCCUGACAUCACAGUUCAAGGAUGUUAGAAGUGAAGAUUACAGGGACAGACCUACAUUACCUAUAGGAUUUGAAGAUGCACCAGAAGUUAGGAAGCUCUCUCUUCUUCAGUGGUCUCAAGUAAAAAGUGGACAUGAAACAAGAAAAGCUUGUACCUGGUAUGAUAGUAAAGAAUCAUUUGAAAAGUACAUGAUAAAAAAGACUCAGGUUCAAGGGUCAGAAGGUGAAAGGGUAGAUGAGAUGACAAAUGUCAUCGAGCACAGUGAUAAUGAUGUCCAUGAUGAGAUUGUAUGUAAUGGUCAUGACAUUAUUCAAAAAAAGUUCCAGGGUUUAACACCCACUGAUGAGAUAGAAAUAUACAGGGCUCAACUAUACAAUUCAUUUAUGAUGUGCAGUCACUUGGGAAAACGAGACAUCUCUAAAAUUAAAAUUGAAAAUAGUGAGGAGGCAGCAGUCGCUGUAAGAGAAUCAAAAGAGACAGAGUAUAUAGAUAAUGUGACUUCUGUAUUAGAUGUUUCUUCAGAUGGUAACAAAAAAAAGGGAAUGGAAAAGAAGCAAGAUGAAACUCUGACAGAGUGUACUUCAGAGGCAACCAAAGACAAUCAAGAAAGUGAGGAGAAAAUCACUGUUAACCAGGAUGAUAGUUCAGGUAUACUUCUUCAUCAAGUCUCCUCUAAUCCACUAGAUAGUCAACCUAAAAAUAAACCUAAAACUAAACCAAAGGUUGUGAGUUCUGUUGGAUGGAAGAAGAAAGGGAAACAGCAAAGAAUCAAACAUCAUGUUUUCCAGAUGAGUACCCUUGGUGCUCUGAUGUCUCCUAAAGAACUUGAUAUAGCUCUCAUCAGUAAUCUAACUGCAAGCUCGUGUGAUGGUGAUAUGGACACUGAUACUGACAAAGAAAAAGUUCACAAAUUACACAUGGCACAUCAAGGUCACCAGAGCAAAGAUGAAUAUGAAGAAAGUCCAAUAUCAGACUUGAGUGAAAGAGAAACUUUGAAAAUUGAACAAGCAACACCUUUAGUUCAAGAAAACAUUCCCCUAGAAAAGGAUAGCUCUACUUUGACAGUAAAUGACCCGGUGUGGGCCAUUUUCAAGAAUUACAUUCCAGCAUCUCUUCCACCAGAAGCUGUCAGAAAAAACACCACACUGUCCGAAACUGGAGAAUCUUCAUCAGAUCAGUCAUCAAGCAGUUUGUAUGAAAGUGAUACAAGCACCUGCAGUACAUCGUCAAGUGAAGAUGAAUGUUCUGGCAGCAGCACAGAUGCAGAAGGUAAAGAAUACAUCAAGGAUACUUCUGAUAACAACCAAAGGAGUAAGUUGGAAGGGAAGAACCCUGGUACAGGACACCACUACACAAACCAAGUUAAAGCAAAGGUGAAGGAUCAUUCUAAAACCAGUGAUGGCUUCGCAUACAAUGAAGAUUCUGAGGGACAUGCUUUAUAUCAAAAUCCAGUCCACCCUAGCUCAUACUGGACAACAGAUCUUUCUAGUAAUCAGUCAAGUAAUGUAGAUGGCUGGCAAUACAAUGAAAGCUAUUAUGCCACUGCUCCAGUGACUAGAUACCGUGGAUGGCAUUAUCCAGGUUAUUCUUCUCAGCAUUGUUGGAAUGACUAUUAUAAUGAAUAUCAACAACCAUACACACACUACUCCUAUUUAACUUCUUUAAGGUGAAUAUUCUUGAAAAGGUAGUCCACUAGUAAAAUAUGGCAUGUCAUUUGGAGGUUGCAUAAAAUCAUGAAAUAAUUGAUUUUUUUUACAGAAAAUAAUUACGUAUUUGCAAUUGUUGGAAGUGACAACCAUCUUUAUUUCUUCAAGUUGAUGAUUAGAGGUCUAUAUGAUGCAGUGGCAAAAAAAUUAUUAUGUGUAGACAAUGAUAAAACCUUCAGUAAUUUACAGUUUCCAACAAAGACAGAGUGACACCUCUGUGCUGGGACAAAAGUUGAUGUGCUCAUUCGUGAGUAGGGUCUAUAAAGUACAUAUCUGUAAAUUUUACCUCUAUUAGUCUAGCAACACUUUGCUUAGUGGUGCUUAGAGUAUAAAGUGAAUUCGACAGCAAACUAUGCAAUGGUCAGUUAAUAUCAGCUUUAAUUUUAUUCACCCAAUGAAAUAUACAAUACAUGUGUAUUUAUGCUAAGUUCACACAGCCAAUCAGAUCAAGUUUGAUCAAGCCUGAUCAUCAAUUUUACCCAGACCAAUCCCGACUAAAUGCUCGAUCGUAUUUCAAAAUGACCCCUUCUGGACCGCUUUUCAAUAAUUUCCAACCUUCACCCAAACUUUUAUAAUUCUUCGAAUUCAUAUCCUUAAAAAAAUACAUUGAUCUUUACUUGAAUAGGAGCAUAUGCACAAAGGAAAUGGUGAAGGGAAAUCUGGGUGAGGAAAUGGUUUUUGUAUGUUCUGCAGCACCAGAUCCAGAUUUGUGAGAUGUCUUUACAAAGAAGGUUGACUGAGUCGAAAUACCCUUGUUGAGCGAAUGCGAUAAGGCUAAAAUAAACUUAAUUGGGAUUGAUUGAGUUGAUCUGAUUGCCAGUGUGAACCUAUCAUGUGAACUGAUCCACAGUGUGCUGCACUCAACCCAGGUGAGGUAAAUGGGUACCGGUAGGAAGUAAUUCCUUAAAAAGCUGUGUGCACUAUGAACGCCUAGCUUAGCCGGGUAAUAUAGGAGCGCCUUGAGCACCUAACAAGGUGGAUAUGUGCGCAAUAUAAAUACCCUAUAUUAUUAUUAUCAUUACUUGGCAGUUAUAGCUUUUUCUCCUGGUCAUACCAUUGUUGUAUGACUUGUAUCCCCAUGAGUACCCAACAACUAGCCAUGGCUAUGUAAUUUAAAUUAGUUUUUCAUUUUCAUAGCACAAAAUUCAAAACAUUUUGGCCUGUAUUCUAAAGUUGGGUUUCAUUUAAACUCUUGUUUAAAGGCCUGGUUCCACUGGCCAACAGACACAAAAAGUGUUCAUAAUGGAUACAGCAGACAAGCAAAAUUUCAUGGUGGCUCCAUCCGUUUUCAACUGCUCCAGACAAUGGACAAAAUGGAAACUGAAAUCAUAGUGGACGGAUGCUUGAUGGAUAUAGAGCGUAUAAAAAAUGUAUACAAAUAGUACACAAAGGAUACAUAACGUGUUCCAACGGAUGGCAGGAAUUUUUUCUGUUUUAAAUCCUCUCUGCAUCCGUAAGUGCAGUGGGACCGAGCUGUAAAGUUGUGGUUUAACUCUGGAUAACCAAUUGUGACAUAUAUCUAACAAUAGAAGUUAAAUGUAUCAGCUAAUUUGACUCUCAAAUCAUUCUUAAUUGUCUGGGAAAUAUUAAUAAGAUAAUUGUCUGUCUGGGAAAUAUAAAGAUAAUUGUCAGUAAAGAUAAGAAACAUGGAAUGUAAACAAAUUUUUGACAUUUUUGGAUUCCCAUAAUUUUAGCACAAAGUUAGACCACGGUCUAACUAGUUAAACCCGACUUCUGAACAUGGGCUUAUGAAUAACUCGUAUUUACAUGUACAUGUUGAGGGCAAGUAGAAUAGAUCCAAGCUAUCCAUUGUUUUGCUUAUGCUCAAAUCUUAAGCUUUAGUGUAAGUGGGAAUAUCCAUUAGCGUUCAAAGUAUUUCAUCUAUAUCAGAAUACAUAGGUACGAUGUUAUCCAUUGCACGCUCGUCAAGACGGCCAGUGCUGCUCGUGUUUGCAGUAUGUGUGCUGUAUGUAUGCAACAAUCAAAUUUAUACAAAAUGGCUUAUCUAUUUUGGGUGUCAUAUAAAUCAAAUAAUGAAAGUUUUUUUCAUUCGUUGAAUGGACAGAAUACUUUGUUUGGUGUUGAAUGGAUUAUUUCAUCUGUAAACUCAUGAAAUAUUCUGCCCAUUGCACUCAUAAACAGUCGUUAUUUGUAUACUUUUGUUGCAAGAAAGAUAGAGCUGGUGAAAAUUUGAACUCCUUUUCAUUGGUCAGUUAUUUUACAUUUAUUGGGUUCUUCGUAGUCCAUGCUAUUUAAUGUACGUAUGAAGAACAGUAAACAUGUAACACAAUAAAGAAACUAUUAAAAGUGA
This is a messenger RNA of Lytechinus pictus (painted urchin), 5677 nucleotides long. RefSeq lists its product as uncharacterized. The coding region runs from base 661 to 3330 and encodes 889 amino acids. Gene Ontology annotation, biological process: spliceosomal snRNP assembly. Gene Ontology annotation, molecular function: RNA helicase activity; RNA binding. The record is from RefSeq and is a predicted model, not a curated record. Gene Ontology annotation, cellular component: SMN complex. Lineage: Eukaryota; Metazoa; Echinodermata; Echinoidea; Temnopleuroida; Toxopneustidae. The transcript has 9 exons.